Messenger RNA from Morchella importuna, 876 nucleotides. RefSeq lists its product as uncharacterized. The record is from RefSeq and is a predicted model, not a curated record. Gene Ontology annotation, molecular function: RNA polymerase II cis-regulatory region sequence-specific DNA binding; DNA-binding transcription factor activity, RNA polymerase II-specific. Gene Ontology annotation, biological process: regulation of transcription by RNA polymerase II. Lineage: Eukaryota; Fungi; Ascomycota; Pezizomycetes; Pezizales; Morchellaceae. The coding region runs from base 1 to 876 and encodes 291 amino acids. The transcript has a single exon. Gene Ontology annotation, cellular component: transcription regulator complex; PcG protein complex.
AUGACAACCCCAAUCCAGACUGCCCCGGACAACCAUUGGACCAUCAGUACCUCGACAGGUCGACGGGUAUCCCUUCUCUGUGACGAGGAGAUUAAAAGUGUAUACGAGUAUGCCUCAUCUUCAGCAUCUUCACCAACGCCGCCAUUGUCCCCAGCAUUUGGCAGGCCGUAUGCUACCCGCCAUGAUUCCAUUGAAUCAAACUCCUCCACGACUUCUUUGCCAUUAUAUUCACCCCGUACACCUCCAAAUAUCGGUCUUCCACCCUUGAAGUUCAUGUCCGGUGAAGCUGGGCCAAUGUUUCCCGGAUCUUCCCCUAUAAACUCGUCUCCACAUUUAGUUACCUCGAUCCUAAGUCAUCAAGCUCUCGAGCCGGAGCAGCUAUCGCCAAGGACCCUUACCCGCACCCCCGCCAGCUCCGUGCCUCCAUCUCCAAAAUCCGGCGCCCCGAAUCCAGUCGUUAAGAGGAGUGCUCGGCGGUACACAUGCCAGUGCGGAAAAUCGUUUACAACUUCUGGUCAUUUGGCGCGACACACCCGAAUUCACACUGGGGAGAAGAACUACGUCUGCCCAGAGGAAGGUUGUGGGGCCAGAUUCAGCAGACAGGAUAAUUGUAUGCAGCACUUCAGAACCCACCAGAGCGGGUCAGCCACCAAGCGGGCGGCGAGGAAGAGGAGAAUGUCGGCCGAAGAUGUUGUGCUCCAAGAACAGCGAGCGGAGACCGCCGCUGCCAGACCUGAGUUGCACCCCCGGAUGCACACAUAUCACUCGCAGACGCACCCGGUAUCGUACACACACUAUUCAGAUUCGUUCGGCGGUGAGAGUGGCUUGAAUGCGCUGGCGAGUGUGGCGAGCGCGACCAGUUCGGGUUACGCUUAA